AUGGUACUAAGGGCAAUCAAAAGAUAUUUGAUGGACUUGUUGAUCCUCAUAUCCUAGUGCCUUUUCCUAAGGCUUUACAACCAAAACUAAAAAAAAAGGGCAACUAAAAUGAGGAACUAAUAAAAAACUUUGGGAAUGUUCAAGUGAGCAUUCCCCUUACUAAUGCCAUUAGGCAUGUCCCAACCUAUGCUAAGUUCCUUGAUGAACUUUGCACACCACAUAGAAAAACUAGAAAGAUCCAAUUAUUUGAAAAUACAAGUGACAUAAUUCAAAUGGAUCUUACGAAAAUGAAAGAUCCUAGCAUACCACUUAUUACUUGUGAAAUGGGAGGUAUGUAAUUUCAAAAUACAUUACUAGAUUUAGAAGCAAGUGUGAAUCUUUUAUCAACUGCCCUGUAUGAGCAGUUUCAAUUAGGGAAAUUAAAACCCACAGUAGUGAUCUUACAAUUAGUAGACAAAUCAGCCAAAACACCUAGAGGAUUAAUAGAAGAUGUGAUUGUGAAAAUUAAAAGAUGUAGUUUUCCUAUAGAUUUUCUAAUUUCAGAUAUCCCAUCAUCAAGUAAAAUUUGUCAUAUGCCAAUUAUUUUAG
Spirodela intermedia is the source of this 588-nucleotide messenger RNA. The record is from the annotation of a GenBank genome assembly. Lineage: Eukaryota; Viridiplantae; Streptophyta; Magnoliopsida; Alismatales; Araceae.